GGUACAACUUCAGCAUCUAGUUUAUAGCGAGGUUGUAGAAUACUGCCGUGUGACGGCAGAGGAGCACGAGAAAAGAGCCCGAGUUUCGGCACGAGGAGCGCGCUUCCUCGAACUUGAAAAUGACCUCUGACUUCACAUAGGCAGCAGGAUUACUGGAAGCUCAGCCGGACGAGCAGGGCCGAGUGCGAUGGCGGGGCACAACUGUGACCAGCUGAGGCUGAGUCUUAGUGGCCUCACCGCCCUAGCUUUCCUGGCUUUCUGUGCCGUCAAAGUGGAGGCAUGGGGCUACCAUGGAGCACGAAGCUUGCCUGGGCUCGGCCGGCGUGUUGUCGCAGGGACAAGUUUUGACCUGCUCUCAGCGCUUGAGGACCCGAGCAUUGACAGGAUAGUAUUAACGGGUGAUCUCGUUCUCGACAAGCGCGUCUUCAGCUCGGACAGCGAGGUGAGAAGAAAAACGUUCCGCGCGCAGCGAGCGUCCUUCUGGAGCUGCUUCCUGCUGAUUUGAGUAACUCAUAAUAAUGUGGAAUACAUCGCUGCUUUCCGUGAUGCACAUGAUGGUUACUUCCGUAUGCCUGAGCCGCGUCACCAAGACUGGAGCUGACACCCCGUUCCUGCGGGCCCCUUCUUGUGCUGUCCCCUCCUGUCCCGUCCUGCAACAACACGUCUUUCCGCUACACAUUCGGCGCAAUGUGACUAUCAAAAGUAUCCUGACUAGCGAAGCGUUCGCGAGUCUGGACUUUCGGUACCUGUCAGGCGUGGUAUUUCGUGACUGUGUGCUUCAUCGCUUGGCGUGUCUGCCCAUGGACAUGGUUUACGAGAGCAUCAUUCACGGUGGCGAAGUGAGCCAUGGUGACGGAAGCGGCCAGAAGCUGCGGGAAGGUGCCGGAAAGCUGGCUCCGCCGCCGCCGCCAGGGCACUCGGCGGCGGCAGGGAGAGCGGGAGGUGGCGGCGGCGGCAGCAGGGUGAAGGGCAGUGGCGAGGACAGUGCGGGGGAAGAGCGUGGCACGGCGGCCGUGACGUUGGGUCCGACAGAGGUGGAGUUGGUGCAGCGCUACUGCUUCAGUGCGGUGCAGGGUGGGCGCUACUGCCGCCCACAGGCGCUGCAGCUGCACCGCUACGUCUACGCCACGCCCGUGCCCACGGCGCUGCUACAGCCGCCGCAGUCUGGCGCCGCCGCGGUGGCGCCGACCGGCGCGGCGGCUGUAGCAGGCGCGGAUGGCGCGGCGGUAGUAGCCGAUCCAGUUCCUGUAGGCACGGCUGGUCCGGGCGGGGCCGCAGCUACAGCCGCGGCAGCUGCAGCCGCGGCAGCUACUGCCGCGGCGUUCACGCUUGUGGCCGAGGACACGGUAAUGGUGUGUGAUCACCCCGUGAGCGCAGCGUGUGUGCGCGACAAUGGCCCCGAGUUCUGCGUUAAGCGGGAAAUCGCGGCUCGCCUGGCGGCGGAGGAGCGACAGAGCUCCAGCCUGGCGGCAGCCGUUGGCGCAACCGUCGCGGUUACGGCGAUGGCGGUUGGCUGGUGGGUGCUGGCGGCGCGGCGGCGCAGCAGGAAGGCCGCGGCGGCGGCGGCGGAGGAAGAGGCGGCAGCCGCCCAGGAGCAGCAACGGUUGUGGGCGCAUUCGGCGGCUGUGGCAGCUGGGGAGUCUGGCGGGACCGAGGUGCAGCAGGCUCUGGAGGUGUUGCUGCGGCAGCUGGCGGUGGCGGGUGACAGCGCGGCGCCGUCGGCGUCGGCCGCGCCGUCCACCAGCGGCGAUGGGCGCUUCGUGCGCAUGUCCGGCAGCUCAAACUCCCGCACGACCUCGCGCAACCCCUCCCGCACCGUGUCGCGGACCUCCACGCGCAACCCCCUCGACGCCGGUGCUGGCGGCGGCGCCGCCGCCGCCGCAAGCGGUCUCGCCGGCCCUACCAGCAGCUCCGUCUUUUCGGCCGUAAGCCAGACGACCAGCGCCAACCAACAUGCCGCACUGGCGCUGGCGCUGGCGCCGGCGAACAACAGCAACAGCAGGAGCAGCGCUGCCCUCGGCACCGGCGGCGGAAGCGGCGCGCCGCCAUCAGCGGUGUCGGUCGCCGCGGCGGCGCUGGCUGCGGCGGUCGCGAACGCGAACGCAAAUGCUAACACCGGCUCGGGCGCGGGCACAGGCGCGGCCGCACAGGUUGUUAAGCGGUCUUCCGGACGGACAGGAGCGACGCAGUCCGUCCCUACCAGCGGCGCAACAUCCGGGACGGGUGUCGGCGGCGCCGCCGCCACAGUGCCGUACGCACCGCACGACAGCGUUGCGCCGAUUGACCCUGCCAUGCUACUGGCAGCGGACCGGCUGGGACGGCGGAUGCAUGCCCAGGGCGGCAAGGGCGAGGUGGCCUCUCCCAACGCAAACACACAAGGCAUGAGCGCGAACUCACACACGACGGCCACGCCGGCGACGGCCACCAGCGCCGAUGCGGAUGAGCUGGCGGCGCUGGUAGGGGCGACGGCACGCUCUAGUGCCGGCGGUCUGCUGAAGCCGGCUGCAAUCGAGACGCAGGGUAGGUGGGCGUAAAGAUGCCGCACGUGGGCACGUGGGACUCAUGUGUUGUGUGCCGGCAAGAGGUUAUGCAGAGUUAUGCGCUGACUUAUCGCAGCGCAGUGGAGAUAAGUCUAGUUAUUGCGACGUAACUGCCGUGUUGCGUUAGAGUCACGCACGGCGCAGGACGCUCGGGUACGUGCCUGUGCAUGGGGCCGAACCGAGCUGGGUCUUGUACGCGUCAGGAGCACACGGCGCCUUAUCUGCCGUUGUGCUUCUGUACUGUAUUUCGGAUCGUCCCUCUGCCGGGACGGUGACCUCAGUGUGUCGCACUUAAACGUUCCCUACAUUUCUGGACUUUCUUUGCAAUCCUAUACCUGGUUCUAACUAUACUUUACCAUGUCUGGACCGAAUAAGCGUUUAAUAUAUACUCAGACGGAGUUGCAGCGUUUUGUUGCGCGAUCCUGCUCAAUGGAACCCCUUAGCUUGAUCACGCUCGCUCUCUGAUCGUAAGGGAAUGCCCUUCGACGCUUCUCUGGCGCUUUGGACCACGCUUUGGUUCGGGGGCCGCAUUCGGGAGCAAAUCGGAGCAGAGCGGAGCUUUCAAGCGGAGCAAAGGCGCGCGAAGCGUUGCGGACAAGGCGUUCGGCAAGUCGCUGAAAGCAAAAGGGCAUGCACAGCUGUGCGGGCGGGCUACUUGCUUGCCAUGCGGGUCCUGCUUGCCGUGCCUUCGUGUCUACCCGUCGCUUUACAGUUCACAGCUUUGUGCAAUACCUUUCCACAUCUUCCAUCGUGCCACCCCCACCUCCCCAAGACCCUCAGGACUUUUGGCGCGGUACUUCCCCUGUCUGCCUAUCCAGGCCGCAGGGCCCGCGUGCCCUUGGGGAAAGGGCGUGUGUGCCGUUGGGAUCCGGCCUGUGCGCCGCAAGCAACGGGCUUUGCGCCCUUGCCUUAUGGACAAUGGACGGCAUACGUGCCCUUAUGAUACGGCCUGUGUGCCGCAAGCAAUGGGCUCCGCGCCCUUGCUUUAUGGACAAUGGACGGCAUACGUGCCCUUAUGAUACGGCCUGUGCGCCGCAAGCAAUGGGCUCCGCGCCCUUGCUUUAUGGACAAUGGACGGCAUACGUGCCCUUAUGAUACGGCCUGUGUGCCGCAAGCAACGGGCUCCGCGCCCUUGCUUUAUGGACAAUGGACGGCAUACGUGCCCUUAUGAUACGGCCUGUGCGCCGCAAGCAACGGGCUCCUCGCCCUUGCUUUAUGGACAAUGGACGGCAUACGUGCCCUUAUGAUACGGCCUGUGCGCCGCAAGCAAUGGGCUCCGUGCCCUUGCUUUAUGGACAAUGGACGGCAUACGUGCCCCUAUGAUACGGCCUGUGCGCCGCAAGCAAUGGGCUCCGCGCCCUUGCUUCAUGGACAAUUUACGGCGUACGUGCCCUCAUGAUACAGCCUGUGCGCCGCAGGCAACGGGCUCCGCGCCCUUGCUCCAUGGACACUUCACGGCGUACGUGCCCUCAUGAUACGGCCUGUGUGCCGCAGGCAACGGGCUCCGCGCCCUUGCUUCAUGGACAAUGCGCCGCGUACGUGUUCUUAUGAUACGGCCUGUGCGCCGCAAGCAACGGGCUCCGCACCCUUGUUUUAUGGACAAUUCACGGCAUACGUGCCCGUAUGAUGUGACCUGUGUGCCGCAAGUAACGGCUUCGCACCCUUGCUUUUGGGUAAUAGAUGGCAUACGUGCCCUUAUGAUACGACCUGUGUGCCGCAAGCAACGGGCUCCACACUCUUGCGUUGUGGAUUAUAGACGGCAUUGAAAUGCUUACGUGCCUUCGUUGUACAUGCCUUUGCGUUGUGGACAAUGUGUGGUCUGAGCGCCACGUUCGGAUACGGCGUGUGUGCCGCCAGCAACAGGCUUUGCGCCUCGCAUCAUGUGUCUUGCGAUAUGGCCCGUGUGCCGCAUGCAAUUAUGCUGCCUGCCCUGUCGUUAUGGACGCUUCGACUUGUUGCGUGCCCUGCUGCGUGCCCUGUCGCAAUACGCCUUGAGUGUACCGUGCACGGCAAGCCUGCGCCUCGCUAUUGCUUCGUGUUGACAACGGAGCGGGCUUACGUGAUCAUGCGUCACCCUGUACGUCUUGAGGUCCGCACGCACAUCAUACUAUCACGCGGCAUCACCCUUGUAGUUUGGCUGACGCACCCCAAGCCAACCUAUAUGCAUUCGAUGUGUGCGCUAGGCCCAAGUGCCGAAUUUGUUUUUCCGGAUAUUUCGCCCUCAGUGAGCGAUGUGGAGUUUUGUGCAGUUCGGCCAGCAUGCUAUUGCCCAGCCAAUAA
Chlamydomonas reinhardtii is the source of this 4820-nucleotide messenger RNA. RefSeq lists its product as uncharacterized. The coding region runs from base 801 to 2534 and encodes 577 amino acids. The record is from RefSeq and is a predicted model, not a curated record. The transcript is spliced from 3 exons. NCBI's taxonomy places the organism in Eukaryota, Viridiplantae, Chlorophyta, Chlorophyceae, Chlamydomonadales, Chlamydomonadaceae.